Molecule: messenger RNA, 4921 nt
Organism: Mesoplodon densirostris (Blainville's beaked whale)
Lineage: Eukaryota; Metazoa; Chordata; Mammalia; Artiodactyla; Ziphiidae
Gene: ZNF287
Product: zinc finger protein 287
Exons: 6
Coding region: 415-2697 (760 amino acids)
Biological process (GO): negative regulation of transcription by RNA polymerase II
Molecular function (GO): DNA-binding transcription repressor activity, RNA polymerase II-specific
Source: RefSeq, a predicted model, not a curated record
GGCGGAGCCGGGGCGCGGUGGGUUCCGGGCCUGGCUUCCCAGGACCGGCUGCAGGGGCGGCUCCAGCAGAGGCGCCGUUCUCUACGGGACGGACGCGGCGGGGCCGAGGCCCCUCCGCAGCGCGGGACCGAGCCCGCCACGCAGGCGCCGCGCCCGGCGCCAUUGUUGCCCGGGGCUUUUCGGGCCGCUCGGCUGCGCGUCCCCGGUCCGGCCACAGGGUCUCUUAGCCAUCCCUACAAGUUCUGGGCUCAGAGUUUGUAAGGAAGACUGCUAACUCUCCCUUGCCUCUGUCCUGACCCUGGCCGCAGCAGCCCUUGGUAAACGCCUUUGUAGUUCUAGCAUGCGACUUCAAGCAUUCGGCUCACUCCUGGAGAAAUAAAGGCUGUUGCCAGGUUGACUCUCCUGUGUGUAGCCAUGUUCUCCCCGAGCAAGAGGACGACCAGUUCGUCACGUGCCCAAGUCCUUCUAAUGUGGAAGCCGGACAAGGCUCAGAGUGGACCCCGCAGUGCUGAGAAGGAAACCCUCGCCUCAAGACUCUUGCGUGACACUGAGACCUGUCGGCAGAAUUUUAGGAAUUUUCCAUACCCAGACCUGGCUGGUCCUCGAAAGGCAUUGAAUCAGCUCCGAGAGCUCUGCCUUAAGUGGCUGAGACCCGAGAUUCACUCAAAGGAACAAAUCCUGGAGCUGCUGGUCCUGGAGCAAUUCCUGAGCAUCCUGCCUGGGGAGGUUAGGACUUGGGUGAAGUCCCAGUACCCGAAGAGCAGCGAGGAAGUGGUGACUCUGGUGGAGGAUUUGACUCAGAUUCUAGAGGAAGAAGCUGCUCCUCAGAGCUCCACCCUUCCCCAGGAGACCCCAGAGGAAGACCCCAAAGGAAGACAAGCUUUCCAGGCAGGGUGGCUCAAUGACUUCGUGACCAAAGAAUCCAUGACAUUCACAGAUGUGGCCGUGGACAUCACCCGGGAGGACUGGGAGCUCAUGCGUCCUGUGCAGAAGGAACUAUACAAGACGGUGACACUGCAGAACUACUGGAACAUGGUUUCUCUUGGACUUACAGUGUACAGACCAACCGUGAUUCCCAUAUUGGAAGAACCAUGGAUGGUGAUAAAAGAAAUUUUAGAAGGCCCUAGUCCAGAAUGGGAAACAGAAGCCCAAGAGUGUACUCCGGGAGAAAAUGUUUCUAAACUCACAAAGGAUGGAACCAGGGCCAUCAAGCUGGAAGAACCCUAUGCCUAUGAUGACAGAUUGGAGGGGCAAGCAACAGAGACCUUCAGGAGAAUUCCCACCAACGAGAGGGAUCUCAGUUUGAAGUCAGUCCUUUCAGAAGAAGAUGAUUGUGCAGAAGACUAUAAAUAUGAUAUAUAUAGAAGUAGUUUUGAAAAGCACUCAAACCUAAUGAUACAGUUUGAUACCCAAUCAGAUGAUAAAACUUCUGUGUACGAUGAAGGCAAGGCCACCUUCAGUCACGUCUCUUAUGGUAUCGUACACAGGAAAAUAUAUCCUGGAGAGAAGCCUUAUAAGUGUAAUGUGUGUGGGAAGAAGUUCAGAAAGUACCCAUCCCUCAUCAAACACCAAAGUAGCCACGCCAAAGAGAAGUCUUAUGAAUGUGAAGAAUGUGGGAAAGAGUUUAGACAUGUCUCAUCCCUCAUUGCACAUCAGAGGAUGCACACUGGAGAGAAGCCCUACGAAUGCCACCAGUGCGGGAAAGCCUUCAGCCAACGCGCACACCUCACCAUCCACCAGCGGAUCCACACGGGAGAGAAACCCUACAAGUGCGACGACUGCGGGAAAGACUUCAGCCAGCGUGCACACCUCACCAUCCACCAGAGGACACACACGGGAGAGAAACCGUACAAGUGCUUGGAGUGUGGCAAAACCUUCAGCCACAGUUCAUCGCUGAUUAAUCACCAGAGAGUUCAUACCGGAGAAAAACCUUACAUAUGCAACGAGUGUGGGAAAACGUUCAGCCAGAGCACACACCUCCUUCAGCAUCAAAAGAUACACACAGGAAAGAAACCAUAUAAAUGCAAUGAGUGUUGGAAAGUGUUCAGUCAAAGCACUUACCUUAUCCGACAUCAGAGGAUUCAUUCUGGAGAGAAGUGUUAUAAAUGCAACGAAUGUGGAAAAGCCUUCGCUCACUCCUCCACUCUUAUUCAGCAUCAGACCACUCACACUGGAGAGAAAUCCUAUAUAUGCAAUAUAUGUGGGAAAGCCUUCAGCCAGAGUGCAAACCUUACCCAACAUCACAGAACACAUACUGGAGAGAAACCCUAUAAGUGCAGUGUGUGUGGGAAAGCCUUCAGCCAGAGUGUACACCUUACUCAGCACCAGAGGAUUCACAAUGGAGAAAAACCCUUUAAAUGCAAUGUAUGUGGGAAAGCAUAUAGACAGGGUGCAAAUCUUACUCAGCAUCAAAGGAUCCAUACCGGAGAGAAACCCUAUAAAUGCAAUGAAUGUGGGAAAGCGUUUAUUUAUUCGUCAUCACUUAAUCAGCAUCAGAGAACUCAUACUGGAGAAAGACCCUAUAAGUGUAACGAAUGUGACAAAGAUUUUAGCCAGAGAACAUGCCUUAUUCAGCACCAGAGAAUUCACACAGGAGAGAAGCCCUAUGCAUGCCGUAUAUGUGGUAAAACCUUCACCCAGAGUACAAACCUCAUUCAGCAUCAGCGUGUUCAUACAGGUGCCAAACAUCGUAAUUAAUGCAUAUGGGAGACUUCAUUUAGGUUUUAAAACUUAACCAUUUAAAAUUCUAUUUUGUAUUCUGUGUUAGAAACAUUAUUCAAGAGAAGUGCAAUAUGGGUUAGAUUGUCACUCAGCAGAAGUAUCAGAAUUAGUGAUGUGGAUAUAACCUAUUUAAAUGUACUGUGAAAUUUAAGAAGAAAACAUUCACUUCUAAACCUUUAUUUGAUACCAGUUUAAUUCAUUCCAGAAAGAAACCCUAGGAAAGUAAGAGUACUCAAAAUCCUGUAACUCAUCAACUCUUACCAUGUUUCAAGUACUUCUUAAGGAGGCCUUACGUAUGUAACUUGGGAAAGCUUCCAUCCAGUAGAGCUUUCACACCAGAGAGUAAUCCUGGGGUAACAGAAAAAAAGCUGCUUUCAGGCCUUUAGUUCUUCUCAGCUUUGAAGCCUUAAAUAUGUAAAGGUCCCUCCCCCCUCCCUUUUUUUUUGCAGUACGCGGGCCUCUCACCGCUGUGGCCUCUCCCGUUGCGGAGCACAGGCUCCAGACACGCAGGCUCAGCGGCCAUGGCCCACGGGCCCAGCCGCUCCGCGGCAUGUGGGAUCCUCCUGGACCGGGGCACGAACCCGUGUCCCCUGCAUCAGCAGGCGGACUCUCAACCACUGCACCACCAGGGAAGCCCCCCCUUCCCCCUUUUUACUUCCCUUUACCUAUUAUGCCAUAACUGCCAUGUGGAGCCAGUAGGUUUGCAAAAAAAAAAAAAAGUUGAAAGUAUCUUAACGAUUUCUUUGUGACCACAGUUUACGCUUUCCUUUAAAUACUGAAACAUUAAAGAAAGAGAAGCUUAAUGAAAGAUGAUCUGUUAGGAGAAACUAAUGUGUCUAUAAUCCUUAGACAUGUGUACAAAUUUACAGGCAAAUAUUAAACCCCCAGGCUUAAUAUUUAAGACAUACUAGCCUUAGUUUCACUAGCUUUUGACACCUGUCAUCCAGAAGGAAAAAAAUAAGAAAACAAUUCUUUUUUUUUUCCACCUGACUCCAAAAUUCAUACCUUAAAGUUCCCCUGUGACUUACUGUAGAAAGUCUGUUUCUUCCUUUGAAACACGUUUCUUGAGUGCCUGCUGUGCUCAGGGCCCAAACUUCCUAACUGGAUUCUUCCAGGGCUUAAAUGCCGAAAACCACAGCUGAUUUAGGCAAUAGAAAGCUUUCUAAAGUAAUGAAAGAUAAAGUCAAGGACAUGAUGUUAACCAGUACGUCAUGGAAUGAACCUAAGAAACCUGCUAAAAUGGGUUGCCAGAUGCAGCCCCAUUAUCUUAAGGAAGUAAUGAAAGCAGCUAUUUAAAUAGUAUGAGGAAAAAAUAAGUAGUGGAAAAUAGGUUUGAGUUCAGUGCAGAAAGUGGGUUGGGGGAAAAAAUUGAAGACGUAAGGGUGAGGAAAGAGAAUACAGAGGCAACUGUUACAACUGAAGUGUUGCUGGACUUGGUUUACCUAAGAAAAUGAGUGACUACUUGAAUAAAAAAAAAAUUCAGCAUGUUUAUAAGAAGAAACUGAAACUGAAAUGACUGAUUUCAAAAGGAUAAUUGAAAUCGGUAUUCCUUGAAUGUGUAAGUACAAUAGGGAUUACUCUUAAAAUAACAGGGAAAAAAGUUUCAUUGGAAAAAGCAUUGAUGCAGAAACUAUCAUUGAUACAGUAAUCAUUCAACAAUAAUAAUUGAGUUUGUGGGGUCCCAAACAGCAUAAAAGGAAAACUGGUAGAAAUGCAAAUAGAAACGGGUGAAAAUACUAUUGUAUUUACUAUCCACAGCAUUGCACUCAGAAUUUAAGACCAUGUCCUGAGAGCUGACCUUUCCUCUUGCUCUUGUUUGUUUCUUCAGUGCCUUGCAUAUGGUAGGUGGUCAAGUUAUGUUGGUUGAAUUAAUGAAUAAAUAGUCAAGUUAGACUUGAGUAAUAAGGUAGAAGUAACUGAUACAGAGUGAAAUUGGCAAAAUUUUAAAUACUUUUUGGUGCAUACAUGCAAAGAUAUAUUGGUCAUUUGUUAGUGACAGGAACUACUUAAAAAUGAAUGAGAAUCCCCAAAUCUUAACAAUGGGGAUAUUCCUGAAAAAUCAUGGGACAUCUUUGCACAGGAAGUUUUCCUGAGCUAGGUGAGGAAAACCUGAUAUAAAUUCUGGUGUCAUAAAUACCAAUUUAAGCAUGUGCUGACCAUGCAGCUUCAUUUGGACGUUGGAAAAACCUGGUUGGCCGGA